UUGAAUUAAGUUUACGAAGUCGUUUCGUCGAAGAAGCUAACAUAUCUCAGUGUAUUUUGAACGUUCCUUAUCUAAUCGAGUCCACUCGAUUGCUGAAUUUGAUUGUCCGUGUCCAAUCAGUGUAACUUUUACCCCGCACUCGUAAAGACCUCUGCUGCUUUUAUUUCUGAAUUAAGUUUUUGUGCUCGUUUGUAUUCCAUAUGGAAGAACAGUUAGUGAAUCCAUUUGAAAAUGACAAUACGAUACCGGACGAGGUGCAAGAAAAACUUGCGAAAGUGGUCGAAAGAUAUCAACAAAUGAGCGAUGAGGAAAAAGAGGAGUUUCAAAAGGGCGCCUUUGACGUAUUAACAAAGAAUUUGCAAAAGUCGAAGAACACAAUUUUGCAUACGUGGCUUACAUCGUACCAGUCUUACAUUCUGUUUAUUUUCGCGGUAUUGAUUGUGGGACUUCUGCUCGUUAUCGUUGCGCGCAGAUUAUAUCAGCGCACGAAAGAACGAGAACAACAUCAAGAAGAGAAGAGAAAACUAAGACAUCAGAAAGCAGAGAUGAAGAAAAAGAAAAAAAAGCAAACAUAACGUGCAAUCAUUUACAUUCAAUAAUGUUUUAAUAGAAAAAUCUCAUUGACGAACAGACGAUCGA
Molecule: messenger RNA, 639 nt
Organism: Cyphomyrmex costatus
Lineage: Eukaryota; Metazoa; Arthropoda; Insecta; Hymenoptera; Formicidae
Exons: 2
Coding region: 201-575 (124 amino acids)
Source: RefSeq, a predicted model, not a curated record